AUGUGGACGUCGGUUGCGUUGGUCAGGAACACGUUCAUAUAUGCUCUCGUUCAACAUUCACCUGCCAUCUAUCGAAUCGACCUUCGCUACAAAUUAACAAUUGCCGAGAGGAUAGGAACAGGAUCAUGUGAUCCGGUGCACGUGCAUUACGUGGAGUGGAUGGAUCAGUUGUGGGUGCAGUGCCAUCAUGAUAACGAUGCUGGCGACGAUGAUGACGAUGGCGUUGAAGAAGAUGCUUAUAAAAAUGAUGCUGAUAACCGACAUGAUGCAACCUCUUACGAUGACGAUGUCCAUGUUGACAGUGAUGAUAAUGAUGACGGUGAUAACAACGAUGACGGUGGUGAUAACGAUAACGGUGAUGAUUAUGAUGGUGGUGGUCUCGGCACUUACGAAGGAAAAAGUAGUUCCAAGGUCAAGGGUCAGAGCAGGAAGAAAAGCCAGCAGAAAAUAAAAAAUAAGCAAUUGAGCACGAAAGGUUCGUACGAUGUCGGUGCUUCGCGCCAUGGAUGGAAGGAUGCAGACGACGGUCAUGAUGACGAUCACGACAGUCCUAAUUAUCAUAACUACGAUGACGUAGCUGCUCCUGUGAAUGACUGCAAUGAUCAUGAUGAUGAUGGUUGUGCAGACGGAAGUGAUGAUGACGAUGGAGCUAUGUACUACGGAUUGAAAGUUUUAAUUGUGGAGCAUGCUGCUGUUGAUGUCCACCACCAUGCUACCUCGUUGAAGAGAAUUUUAACGGGAAGAUGCAGUGGAAAAAAUGGACAAAACAAAAAAACCAGCAAUCGAAAUUUAUUUUCAAGUCCUAUGGACAGUUCAAGGUUUGAAAAAAAUGUUAACGACCAGCUUGUAAUUGACGUUGAAGUUGAUAGCAACACUAACGACUCCACCAACAACGUCAUCAAAAACAUACCAAACAACAUCUCUAACUUCAUUCACAACGAAGAACGCAGACAACAACAACCACUGCUCAAACACAAACCUUUCAAUUAUUCUCACUCUACUCCUCUCUCACGACAACAAAAUCCCCACCACAAAACUACUUUUGCACGUUUUCAAAGACAACAACAAGCAACAAACAACAAAAACUUCAAAAUCUUCUACCCACAGUCUAAUGAUUUCUUAGCAACCUGGAAACAUCUGUACGUUUACAACUCUUCUGAUCAGUCUCUUUAUGAGAUGACCUUACAGAAAUAUCACGACGACGAAACAUUUGCAACAACGCAAAUAAUUCAAAAUGAUAACAACAAAAUUUUCGAUAAGUACGACGAAGACGAGAGGAAUGACAGUCCCCAUCGUAAGGUUGUCACCAAACUGAAAAACCUGGAGGUCAGUGAUGGAAUAAAGAAAGUGCUGGACUUUUCCGAGCACGCGUGCAUCCCAAGCCAACUGCACCACAUCAUCUUCGGCGGGAAAAUAUUGGUGGAAUGUUUGGAAGUGGAGAACCUGCCGUUGUUCGCUAGCCUUAAACAGAAUCAGCAACCUGAAAGUUUCGAAGAAGAAUAUUCAACUGAAAAUGCAAACAAAUCCACCAACACAUUCAAAGAGAGACAACAACACAAACGUAAACAUCAACAACGACACACACACGCAAGAACUCGUUACAAAUACCUCUCAUAUGACGUCAUAACCCAGCAGGCGGAUGAUCUGACGUCAACGAUGCUUCAGAGUUCAGGCUACCAACUGUCGCCAGAUUGUCGUCUGCUGGUCGGACUGUCGGAUGACAUGUCGAGUUUCAUCGCUUAUCGCGUGACGAUGAAUGACCUUAAGAAAUGCACGCCCCAUAAUUUACAAAUGUUUGCGUAUGCUAAUGCCGGCAGCCAGUACAAGUUCAUCAAGCAAACUUCAAGAACACUGAAUGAAGUCGUCCACACGGCCGUCAUGAACUUCGUGAUGACGAGCAUGGCGUUCGUUCGAUCGAGCAGAAGUAACAACGUGCAAAACCAUCUGAACAACUUGCAGACCGACGAUGACAAAUACGAACACGCCAUCCACGAAGAUGUUCCAACUCAAUAUGACGUGGUGGUCAGCUGUGCCGGCGAGGAGAUGUUGAAGUUUCAAAUGGACAGUCCUGACGUCACCAUCAUAUCGAAGUCAUUCAAGCGUGGCACGAGCAGCCAGGAGAAAUCUCAAAACAAGGAAGAACUGUCAUUGGACAGCGGAGACCAUGGCAACUUUAUAAUGAGGUCAUUAAAAAACGGCGGUCUAUCAGUAGUUGACCUCGGCAGAGAAGUCAUCAAAUGCAACUGGCCGAACAUCAAAAUCGAUCACUACGUAUGGGUUACUUCGAAUUAUUUCUAA
Messenger RNA from Helobdella robusta, 2298 nucleotides. RefSeq lists its product as hypothetical. The coding region runs from base 1 to 2298 and encodes 765 amino acids. The transcript has 7 exons. NCBI's taxonomy places the organism in Eukaryota, Metazoa, Annelida, Clitellata, Rhynchobdellida, Glossiphoniidae. The record is from RefSeq and is a predicted model, not a curated record.